AGCAGUAGUGAAUCUGAGAAUGAGGCAAUGAAUAUGGAAGCAAACCGCAAGUGUGCAGAGAAUAGUGAAGAACAGAAUUCGCAUUCGAGCGAUACUGACUAUGAUUAUGAGUCUAGUCAACACUUCGACGUUCACGCAACUCCAGGCUGCGGAGCAGAUUACGCGUCGAAUUCGAGGAUCGUGGAAUCGACUUUUGGCGGGGCUGGUGCAGGUAUUGAGAGAGGUCGCGGCUACGCCGGUUUAGCUUGCUUUCCAAACCUGGAUGAAAGGAGUAGUGUGGUGCGUUACGGAGGAGGUAUGAAAGGCAUGCAACACAGCAUAGCCUUGGACCGAGCCGUUUGUUUCAGCACAGCGCCUUUCUGA
Hydatigera taeniaeformis is the source of this 363-nucleotide messenger RNA. The record is from the annotation of a GenBank genome assembly. Lineage: Eukaryota; Metazoa; Platyhelminthes; Cestoda; Cyclophyllidea; Taeniidae.